AGAAGUCACGUGAAACUGGUUAUGGUCAUGUGAUAAUGUGAAAAUGGCAGCUACGGGGGAGGAGGCCGCAGCGAUGGACAGCAUCUGUAAAGCACCAGCUCCCCCGACCGACCUCAACCUCUCAGCCGAACCCGUUUCUGAACCCGAACCCAAGAUAGAUGCCGCCACGAGCGAUGCGACAGAGACCCCGAAAGCCAAAAGACCCAGUAAUAAUAAUGAGGGAGGUGUAGAGACCGCAGAGGAGGCCACUGAACCCGCCGAGCCGGAUAUCAAUGAGCUCUGCAGAGACAUGUUUGACAAAAUGGCAGUUUUCCUACAGGGAGAGCUCACUGCCACCUGUGAGGACUACAAACUCCUCGAAAACAUGAACAAACUCACCAGUCUGAAGUACAUGGAGAUGAAGGACAUAUCCAUCAACAUCAGCCGCAAUCUGCAAGAUCUCAAUCAGAAGUAUGGCGGUUUGCAGUCUUAUCUGGAUCAGAUUAACCAGAUCGAGGAGCAGGUUACGGCUCUGGAGCAGGCUGCAUAUAAACUAGACACAUAUUCAAAGAAACUGGAGGCCAAGUUUAAGAAACUGGAGAAACGGUGAACAUGGCAGAGUCAUCCUCAAUGUUUCUCAGAGAUUGCUUAUUUUAUGCCCUAAACCAUCUUCAGAAUGAUAUCACACAUACACACCCCCACCCAAAUGUAUGAUACACACUAUGACUGUGCAGCAAAUAACAUUAAUUACCAUAUUGAACUCAUCUAUUGAUCAAAAUCCAGGCAAGACUGGGAAGCGCGGGAGUAUAAACUUUGACAUGCGUUCAUACUGACUCUGGAUCAAAAAAUACAUAUUUAAGAUUUCAAAAGGCAUGAAGGCAGAUAAAACAUGUACAGUGUAUUUAAUAUUGCUGCUUAUAUGUUGUUAACAAUUUAACCAUCUAUUAAAGAGUGUUUUAAUGACUUUUUUGUAUGUUUGCAGUUAGAUAAGCAAAUGUUUUGUCAAACAUUUGUAUUACUGUAAUUAUUUUCAGAAUCUUAACUAAAAUGUUGAUUUGUUAACUUUUUGAAAUAAAAAAAAUAUAUACAAAGUGA
This is a messenger RNA of Pimephales promelas (fathead minnow), 1074 nucleotides long. It is a transcript of the gene bloc1s2, whose product is annotated as biogenesis of lysosomal organelles complex 1 subunit 2. NCBI's taxonomy places the organism in Eukaryota, Metazoa, Chordata, Actinopteri, Cypriniformes, Leuciscidae. Gene Ontology annotation, cellular component: BLOC-1 complex; gamma-tubulin complex; BORC complex. The record is from RefSeq and is a predicted model, not a curated record. Gene Ontology annotation, molecular function: gamma-tubulin binding. Gene Ontology annotation, biological process: endosomal transport; lysosome localization.